AUGGGAAGGUCAAAAGUGAUACCUGAUGCAGGAAACUAUGGGUAUGAAGAAAUCAGUAACUUCAUAGCCCUUGCCGGAAUUUCUGAUUUUGUGGAAGAAAGAAAAGCAUCUGAAUCAGAUACCGAAGACUCGUCCAGUGAUGAAGAAUCUGAGAUUGAUAUCUACGAAAGCUUUAAAGAAGUUCGUGAUGCUUUGGUUGAAACCGGGAAAGAGAAUCUCGAAUUGAAAAAGGAGAAUGCUCGUCUUGAAGAAAAGGUUGGAGAACUUCAGAAGGCACUUCAAGCGGAAAAAGAUCUCAACAUGGAUAAUCUCAAUAUCAUGUUGGAAAAGAUGGAAGCGGUUAAACGAGCAGAUGACAUCACCAAAGAGUACUUUUUGGAGAAGGAGAACUCCAGAGUCUACAAGCUGAGUUAG
Microthlaspi erraticum is the source of this 414-nucleotide messenger RNA. Lineage: Eukaryota; Viridiplantae; Streptophyta; Magnoliopsida; Brassicales; Brassicaceae. The record is from the annotation of a GenBank genome assembly.